UAUCAGAUACAUAUGUAUCAUAUUAAAAUGAAUUUGGGAAGAAUGACUGUUGUUACUGUUGUAAGUUAAUUUCAAUCAUUUCAUGUUGAAUUGUGUUCCUUUCCUUUAUUAUUAUUUUACGGUUGAUGAUUAAUCGCAAUUGGCUAUGGCGAAGAAAGAAAAAACAAUAUUAGAUCUCAAUGAGGAUGUAAUGUUUGAGAUACUUGCACACAUAACCAAUAUAAGGGAAGUUCUUCGUUUGAAGUCAGUGUGCAAAAGAUUUGAUUUCGUGGUUACCAAAUAUGUAAAUUUCUGUCCGAUCAAGAUAAUGCUUCCUCGUCAUAUUUAUUACCCGGCAGAGUUGGUAUUGCCCCGUAAGAUGGUUGAGCCUCGCUCUCAUAGGCUAGAAAUUUAUUUAAUACAAAUAUUAUCGAAUUGCAAACGUCUCAGUCAACUCAACACUGUAAUGUUCACCAAUUUUGUCUGGUGGAGCCUAUCAAAUCUUGAUGGACCGCUUCCUAGUCUAGUCAAUUUAGACGUAAGAACAUCUCAUCCAACGCUGAGCAAUUUAGCGCUGAAUACGCUUUUAAGAAAGUGCAUAAAUCUGGAAAGAUUAGGACUUUGGGAAUUUUCUCGUCUUAAUAUAAACCUCAAUUAUAUUAGCUCCACAAUAACGCAUCUUGAAAUCAAAAAUCAUAGUAGUGAUGCUGCUGUCCUUAGGAUCCUCCAAAGCAAAGGACAACAACUUAAACAUCUCAGGAUUGAAAACUCCAAGUUCAACACAGCAAAUACAUCUCGUGUGGAUAAAAUCUCCAAUGAAAAUCUUCAUCUUAUACUUGCUUACUGCCCAAAUCUUGAAUGUUUGAACUUGAUCAACUAUAUAAUGCCUGGUGAUUUAGGAUGUAUUACUGGCCUCAAAAAUUUCAAACAGAUUGUUCUCGACUCUCCAAAAUCGGACUAUCGAUUUUCUAACAGUGCAGUCAUACAAAUAUUAUUGAACAAUCCAGGUCUUACUCAUCUUACUAUCCCGAUUCCUAUUAGUGAGUUUUUGGAAUUUAUAAGAACCUGCCAAAUGUACUGUCCAACGCUACAGUAUCUUGAUUCUUUGACAAUCCAAUUAUAUGACGAAAUAACCAUGGAUGCAAUAAUGAAAAUUUGGGCUAGAUUUCUUAAUUUGUAUGAGUUGAACAAGUGUACCAAACAUAAAUUUUUAACUUCUCGAAAACAAACGAUGCCAUUUGGAAUUUGAUCUAGAAGUUCCUGAUGAUGGUCGUCAUGAUGGCACGUUCUCUAAAUUCAUCUAUACCAAAAACUCACCAGACUUGAAAACUUAUUAAAGGUUUUCAUUUUUUUUCUAUAUUUGUUGCUGGAGUGAAACUAUCUUCACGUUUUUUAUCUUAUCAAUUCUUAAUUCUCAACGAAAUCAAGAGUUGAUUCCCAUUCAUAUCUAAUGCAUUUCAAGAAAUGUUAAGUCCAUUGAUUGAGGGUAUAAAUUAUUUUGUUUAAUAAGCAAUAUAAUUGGAUGCAAACAAAAGCCAAGACAGACAUUUCCCAUCAUAUAUCACGAUCUGAUGGAGCUUCUCUUCCUUGUGAUGCCACAAAUCUUUUCAACAAGUUUGUCUGUAAAAUAAGUUUGAUUGAGAAAAAAAGAUUCAUCAGUAAAAAGUUUACCUUGUUGUAAUAAAA
Tetranychus urticae (two-spotted spider mite) is the source of this 1665-nucleotide messenger RNA. RefSeq lists its product as uncharacterized. The record is from RefSeq and is a predicted model, not a curated record. NCBI's taxonomy places the organism in Eukaryota, Metazoa, Arthropoda, Arachnida, Trombidiformes, Tetranychidae.